ACGGAAAUGGCGAUUUGAGUAGAGGCCAAUGUUGUGUGUAAGAUAGAGGCUUCAUUUAAGCACAUAUUGCGAAUUUCCUGCACAAACUGUAAUUUACUAUAAAACAAAUGUAGCAACCGAGACGCAGACAUGGUGGUGUGCUUUCUAAUCCACACUGUGUGCCCUGUGAGCGCCCUCUCUCCCGCUGAGAGCCGGAUCCUGUACUCUCGUGUUUUUGGACCGGAGGAUGUGGAGCAGAGCGGAGAGAGCCGUGAGGAGAACCCGGAGAAGAGAAGACUGGCUCGGAAAGAGAAACUUGGGGUUGUGGCGAGGCAAGUGAGAAGUGCGGUUUGCCUGAGCCGGGAAGCGUCAGGCAGUGUUUGUGUGGAGGCCGUGCUGGGUGAGGAGGCCGUGGCUCUCGGUGAGGCCGAGUGUGGCGUGCUGUCUUUGGGCCGUGGGGAGCCGUUUGCAGGGCCGAACGUUGCACUGUGGCUCGGGGUCCAGGCCCUAGCUUUCACUCUGGUGUGCCAGCCACAAGAGAACCUGCUGUUGGCAGAGGGAACCCUGCGUAACCUCGCCCGCCACUGCCUGGAGGAGUUACGCCUGCUGGGAACUGGCAGUGAGGUGCUACUAAAAAGUGACCGGGUGGAUGCAAUGCUUCAGAGACUCCUUCCUCAUGGUCAGCUCCUCUUCCUCAACCACCGCUUUGCCCAAAACAUGGAUAAAGAGCUAUCCAGCUACAUGAGUAAAUGAAACAGCAGAAUCUGAGCGCUGUCACUGGUCCAGUGGUCAGUACUCAUCAAGUGUUUAAAGAGGAGCUUCAAGACCAGCAUGUGAUGUUUUGCAAGAUAAGGAAGAAGAGAGACAGUUCUGUCCCGAAUAUCUGACCAGAAUCUGUAAAAUUCCUUUUGAAGGCUGAGAGAAAGUGCUUGAAAGAUGACACCUCAAAGAACUACCUAUCCCCAAAUGGUUGCAUCUUAGAUGCUAUGCCAAAAGCUUUUGAGUCUGCAGAACUGUAUCAAGGGCUCUGGUUCAGGUAUUUUGAAGAAAGUUCUAAAACGUUUUAUUUGACGCUGAGUCAUAUAAUAACAGAAGCCUUUAAUAAGAAUAUAGAACUGAAAGAUUUAAAGUGUGAAGAUAAUGUGUAAUAUUCAAGAGAUAAUGUUUGUGGCAUAUUCUGCUGUGAAAGACUCUCAUUCAUUAAAAAUGUGUGUCUGAAAGUGCUGUGAGAAACCACCUUCAUGUGUCUGAUCUUGCACUUUUGCGCUGCAAGAGGCCAGUGGGUGGCAGUAUGUUGUGGUCUUCGGUGGUCUUGGGAAUAUCCCCUUGAAGCACAGUUACCAGGGUAACAUUUCGUAUCAAAUAGUAAGGCAGUGUUAGUUCAGAAUCUAAUAAAUGUGGUGAUCAA
Molecule: messenger RNA, 1387 nt
Organism: Colossoma macropomum (tambaqui)
Lineage: Eukaryota; Metazoa; Chordata; Actinopteri; Characiformes; Serrasalmidae
Gene: ap5s1
Product: adaptor related protein complex 5 subunit sigma 1
Exons: 4
Coding region: 130-732 (200 amino acids)
Biological process (GO): endosomal transport; double-strand break repair via homologous recombination
Cellular component (GO): late endosome; AP-type membrane coat adaptor complex; lysosome
Source: RefSeq, a predicted model, not a curated record